AUGGUGUUGCCUGAUGAAGCUGCGAUGCUUGAAAAGAUUUCAACAGUUAUGUUGAACAAACUAAAAGUGGAAAAGCUCAAGGAAGAUUUUAGGAUUUGCGAUGUAGACCAGAAUGGUUUCAUAACUGAACAAGAGCUUCGAUAUGUGAUGUCAAAAGAUGGGCGCAAAGUAACCGAUAGAGAAGUUCGUAAGAUCAUCAAGGCAUCUGAUGUUAAUGGUGAUGGUCGGAUCAGCUUUGAUGAGAUCGUCAAAUUCAUAGAUAAGACUUAUUUAGAAAAAGUGCGAUGGUGGGAAUGUUUGCCACAGAAGUUACAUUGUCCUGGGAGGAAAAGAAAGAUAUUCUUCAAAAUUUUUGGUCUAUAG
Molecule: messenger RNA, 363 nt
Organism: Eruca vesicaria subsp. sativa (arugula)
Lineage: Eukaryota; Viridiplantae; Streptophyta; Magnoliopsida; Brassicales; Brassicaceae
Source: the annotation of a GenBank genome assembly